Molecule: messenger RNA, 1914 nt
Organism: Pomacea canaliculata
Lineage: Eukaryota; Metazoa; Mollusca; Gastropoda; Architaenioglossa; Ampullariidae
Product: probable tRNA(His) guanylyltransferase
Exons: 7
Coding region: 736-1542 (268 amino acids)
Biological process (GO): tRNA modification
Molecular function (GO): magnesium ion binding; tRNA guanylyltransferase activity
Source: RefSeq, a predicted model, not a curated record
CAACAAGUUCGUGGUCACUCUUAGCUGCCCGCGAGGAAGCACCACUAAAGUAUGCACUAACACUGCUUAUGACAUUCCAGUUUAUGCAUGAAUUGCUUUUGCUGACAAUGGCUUAACAGAUCGCCCGGACGCCGAGACAAGUCGCCGAGGGGUGAAAGCGGGAGGAGACACCAGAGACACUGGAUCUGCUUGCCGCGAAACGACGAACUGAAGAGCGGAGUUCGCCACUCAGCAACUUGUGCUCUCCGAGACAACAUGGUCUGACACUCAAGGUUGCGGGAUACACACGGCUUGCCUGGUCCUGCAUGCGGAUACUUCGCGAGAAAAGCAUGUGGGAAAAAGGAAAUCCGUGGUCCGGCCGAUAGACAAACGUUGAAUGAACGGGGAGAUAGGAGUCAAAUGUCGAGACCCAUAAACUCUUGUCAUUCUCACCUAUGAAAAAUGUUGUGAGAAGUUACCCAGUGUUUUCAGCGAAAUUUGAUGAAUACUUCUACAAGAGUGUUGUUUUUUUGUUUGUUUGUUUUUGCUUUUUGAGAAUCUGUCAAUGCCGGAGAAUCUAUAAUUGUGUGAAAGGAGGAAAAAGGGAAAAAGCUGUUGUCUGUAAGACUGUGUGCCGGGCGCUGUAGGCCCGGGAGGACGUCUCAGUGGUGGCGAGGACCGUUGAGCAACUACACCAGUUUGUCUUCGCGACCCAGUCACCUGCAGCAGCAGGGACACUGUCUACACACUGGCACCAUGGCCAAAAGCAAGUUCGAGUAUGUUCGCCAGUUUGAGUGUGAGGACAAGCUCCUGCCAAACUGUUGGAUUGUUGUACGCGUGGACGGCAAGUCAUUUCAUCGUUUUUCAGAUGUACACCACUUCAUGAAGCCGAAUGAUGAACGAGGAUUAGGACUGAUGACACGGGCAGCCCAGAAUGUUAUGGAGGAUCUCAAGGACAUUGUUAUGGCAUAUGGACAGAGCGAUGAAUACAGUUUUGUCUUCCAUAAGAAUACUGCGCUCUAUAACAGACGGGGAAGCAAGAUAAUGACAAAUGUGGUCAGCCUUUUCUCCUCUUCAUACACUAUGCUAUGGCCACGAUACUUCAUUAAUCAGGAGCUACAGUAUCCACCUUCAUUCGAUGCCCGAGUUGUACUCUAUCCUUCAGACCAGAAUCUCCGUGACUACCUCAACUGGCGACAAGCAGACUGUCACAUCAACAACUUGUAUAAUACCUGUUUCUGGAAACUAGUACAAGAACGAGGCUUGUCACCUGUCCAAGCUCAGGAACGUCUGAAGGGUACAUUGUCAAGUGACAAGAAUGAGCUGCUGUUUUCGGACUUUCAAAUUAACUAUAACACUCUUCCAGAACUUUAUCGAAAAGGAACAGUACUUAUUAGAUCCAAGGACCAGGACUCAUCUCCUAUGACUCAGACCAAUCAGAGAACAUUGGUGGGCAACCCUCUUCACUCCAGGGCCCGCCCUUCAACCCUAGUGCUUCAUGUGGACAUUAUUGGAAACAAAUUCUGGGAGGAAAACCCAGAGAUUCUUGCUCCUAGGAAAUGAUUAUCAGCUGGCUAUCUGACCUGAUGCAAUGAUGUAGCAAUAUUAUUUUCCUCAGUAGAGAAGAAGAGAGGAGUGUGAUCAGUGUUGUACAACUCACAUUUACAAGAACUUGUAAUUGUCAUGUCAAUAAUGGCCUUGGUUAUUCAACGCAGAUUUGCAAUAUCUAUUGUAUACAGCUGUGUGUGCAUGCAUGCGAGAUCGGAAAGGGCAAACCCUCGAUUAACUUUCCCAUUUUAAAUAUUUUAUGAAAGUGUUUUUCUUAAUUUGCAAUUUUAUUGCAUGUGAAAACAUGAAAUGUGGUCACUGAGUGUGCACAAUGUGUGCAUGCAGAUUUCCUUAUUUUAAUAAAGCUGGGAAAGAAGUUUUUAAAAA